CCGAACCAGAGUAUUUUUUUAUUCAUUUUGAACGUGUUGCUGCCUUGCAUGGUUGGCCCGAAGAUAAGUGGGUAUUACUUGUACAUAGCGCAUUUGUUGGCAGAGCACAAGAGGUUUUCUCAGCUCUGGAUUUGGUACAAUCACAGAAUUAUUAUGUUGUAAAAGAGGCUGUGUUAAAUGUUUAUAAAAAGGUACCAGAGGCUUAUAGACAAGAUUUUCGAAAUUGUCGUAAAGAUGGUAAACAAACUUUUGUUGAAUUUAUCCGCCAGAAGCAACUAUUGUGUAAAAAGUGGGUCGAGAGUGAACUUGAUGCACUCCAGUACGAUAAAUUAUUAGAACUGUUUAUACUCGAAGAUAUAAAGAAGUGCAUGCCUGUAAAGGUUCGCUCUCACAUUGACGAGCGUGGUCUGCGCACAUUAGCCGAGGUCGGUAGUGCCGCCGAUCAUUUCGUUCUCACUAAUCCUAACUACUAUUGCAGAUCUAAUGAACCUUCAUUCCCGUCAAACCAGCAUAAUAGUAAGAGGAUGGAGUAUAGUACCAGGAGGACUGACCUGCCAGAUACCCACAGGACUGUAAAUGCAAAGUCGUCAGAAACAGGUGGUGAGAGUAGGAAUAUUGCCUCUCGCGGAUUUAUUAGUGCUGAUGAAUCGUGCACGUCUUCUUCCCCAGUCACUAUACUACGGGACUCGGCUGCAGAUAUAUCAUUGGUGCUCAAAGAGGCUGUUCCUAACCCUGAUUGUUACACUGGAGACAUGGAGUAUGGUAAACUAUUCAGUGAUGUACCUCGUCUUUGCCCAUUGCUGGAACACGAUGUUGAGCCUAGGGAUGCUCCAAACCAGUACGCCAAGCUCCCUAUCGCCUCAAUGCAGAGAAGAGGGCAUUCCUACAAGCAGAGGUUCAACGCCUGA
Penaeus monodon (black tiger shrimp) is the source of this 908-nucleotide messenger RNA. RefSeq lists its product as uncharacterized. The record is from RefSeq and is a predicted model, not a curated record. The transcript is spliced from 3 exons. Lineage: Eukaryota; Metazoa; Arthropoda; Malacostraca; Decapoda; Penaeidae. The coding region runs from base 369 to 908 and encodes 179 amino acids.